This is a messenger RNA of Lactuca sativa (garden lettuce), 990 nucleotides long. NCBI's taxonomy places the organism in Eukaryota, Viridiplantae, Streptophyta, Magnoliopsida, Asterales, Asteraceae. The record is from RefSeq and is a predicted model, not a curated record.
AUGAAGCUGUGGUGGUCUUCAUUGAUUGAAGGGAAGAAGGAGUACAAUUGGGAUUGUGAAAUUGAUAGGAAAGAAGAAAAGAAACAGAAGGCGUUGUUGCCCUUGAUGACACACCAAGGUGAUUCCUAUGUGGCACUUGAAGGGACAUAUGAGUCAUUGGUGGAGGGAGGUCAUCAUGGCUCCCAUGAUCAUGAAGAAGAGUUUGAGUUCAGCGAAGUGUUAAGGUUUGAGAAGAUGGGACAGAUUGGGGGUGGGGGUGGUAUUAAAUGUGGUGAAAAAGUCGGCCCCACCACUAAGUCUGCUUUACUUGCCCUAGCUGCUCAUGCUACUGAUCCUGAUGAAGCUGAGAGACUGAAAUUCCUUGCAUCUCGUGCUGGAAACGAUGAAUAUGCUUAGUGGAUAGUGUCAAGCCAAAGAAGCCUUCUUGAAGUCAUGGAGGCUUUCCCUUCAGCUAAACCUCCACUUGGUGUUUUCUUUGCAUCUGUUGCCCCUCGCUUACAACCUAGAUGCUACUUAAUUUCUUCCUCCCCUAAGUUGGCACCAGAAAGGAUUAAUGUUACUUGUGCAUUAGUGUAUGAGAAAACACCAUCAGGACGUGUCCACAAAGGAGUUUGUUCCACCUGGAUGAAGAUUGCAGUGCCAAUGACAGAAAGUGAAGAUUGUAGUUGGGCACCUAUUUUUGUUAGAACAUCAAAUUUCAGACUUCCAUCUGAUCCUAAAAUCCCAAUUAUUAUGAUUGGUCCAGGAACCAGAUUGGCUCCUUUUAGGGGUUUCCUUCAAGAAAGAUUAGCCCUAAAGGAAUCCAGAUCCCAACUUGGAUCAUCCGUUUUAUUUUUUGGAUGCAAAAUUCGUAAAGUAAGUUAUGAUUUUGUAUCCAAAGUUGUUAAUAUAGCCGUGAAAGAACUCAUUGCAGUUGCCACCAACAGAGAAGGGGCUACAAAAGGUGCUGGAGUUAGUGAUGAAAGACAAGGUUCAGAUUCAAUACUCUAG